Messenger RNA from Microtus ochrogaster (prairie vole), 1777 nucleotides. It is a transcript of the gene Sytl3, whose product is annotated as synaptotagmin like 3. Gene Ontology annotation, biological process: intracellular protein transport; exocytosis. The record is from RefSeq and is a predicted model, not a curated record. NCBI's taxonomy places the organism in Eukaryota, Metazoa, Chordata, Mammalia, Rodentia, Cricetidae. Gene Ontology annotation, cellular component: exocytic vesicle; plasma membrane. The coding region runs from base 1 to 1701 and encodes 566 amino acids. Gene Ontology annotation, molecular function: small GTPase binding; neurexin family protein binding. The transcript is spliced from 14 exons.
AUGGCCCAUGAAGUGGACCUGGAGUCCUUCAAGGAGUUGGAACGGGAGGUCAUUCUCGGGGUCCUAUACCGAGAUCGGGCUGUUCAAAGCAUAGAGGAGGAAAGGGUCCGGAAAUUGAAAACGCACCUGCAGCACCUUCGGUGGAAAGGGGCGAAGAGCUCGAGCCAGGAAUACAGGGCCAAGUGCUGUGCACGCUGCCAGCGGGCUCUGGGCCUGCUGCUGAACCGUGGGGCCGUGUGCCAGGGCUGCAGCCACCGGGUGUGCUCCGAGUGCCGCGUAUUCCUGCGGAGGACUCAUGCGUGGAAGUGCACAGUGUGCUUUGAGGACAGAAAUGUGAAAAUCAAAACUGGAGAAUGGUUCUUUGAAGAGCGUGCCCGGAAAUUUCCAACUGAAGGUAAACAUGAGACGGCUGGGGCGAAGCUCCUGCAAUCUUAUCAGAGGCUGAGCAAAAUCUCUGUGGUCCCUCCGACGCCACCACCGCUCAGCGAGAGCCAGUGUAGCGGCAGCCCUGGCAGGUUACAGGAACUUGGUCACUUCAGAGGAUUUAAUAAGUCCGUGGAAAACUUGUUUCUGUCUGUCACCACGCAGAUGAGAAAGCUCUCCAAGUCCCAGAAUGAUAUGACUUCAGAGAAGCAUCUUCUCGCUAUGGAUCCCAGGCAGUGUGUGGUCCACACGGAGAGGCGGAGCCAGUCUGACACAGCAGUCAAUGUCACUUCCAGGGGAAGCUUAAUUAGUAUUAACAGCACCUGCACGGAGAUGGGUAAUUUUGACAAGGCUAAUGUCACUGGAGAAAUCGAAUUUGCCAUCCGUUACUGCUUUAAAAGCCGUUCUUUAGAAAUACACAUCAAGACCUGUAAGAACCUUGCCUACGGAGAGGAAAAGAAGAGGAAGUGCAACCCGUACAUCAAGACCUACCUGCUGCCUGACAGGUCAUCCCAAGGAAAGCGCAAGACACAAGUCCAAAAGAACACUCUGGACCCAACUUUCGAGGAAACCUUGAAGUAUCAGGUAGACCUCGCCCAGCUGGUGACCCGGAGGCUGCAGGUCUCUGUGUGGCACCUAGGCACCCUUGCCCGGAGGGUGUUUCUUGGAGAAGUGAUCCUUCCUCUGGCCACAUGGGACUUUGAGGACAGUUCGACCCAGAAUGCCAGGUGGUAUCCACUUCGGGCCAAGGCUGAGAAAUAUGAAGAUAAUAUCCCUCAGAAUAAUGGAGAACUUGCUGUUCGAGCCAAAUUGGUCCUUCCUGCAGGGCCAAAAAAGCCCCAGGAGGCCCAAGAAGGCACGGGAGGUCAGUUAUCGCUUAAUGGUCAACUUUGUUUGGUUGUUCUGGGAGCCAAGAAUUUACCUGUGCGUUCGGAUGGUACCUUAAACUCUUUUGUUAAGGGCUGCCUCACUCUGCCAGACCAGCAAAAGCUGCGUGUGAAGUCCCCAGUGCUGAAGAAGCAGGCUUGUCCCCAAUGGAAGCACUCUUUUGUGUUCAAUGGUGUGAGCAGCUCUCAGCUGAGGCAGUCCAGCCUGGAGCUGACUGUCUGGGACCAGGCCAUGUUUGGCAUGAGUGACCGCCUGCUCGGGGGAGCCAGGCUUGGUACAAAAGGAGGCGCUGCGGGUUGUACGGACUCCUGUUCACAGUCCAAACUUCAAUGGCAGAAAGUCCUGUCCAGUCCCAACUUAUGGACAGACAUGACCCUCGUCCUGCACUGAGGUGAAGCCAAAGGCCGACAGAUCAUGGCGGAAUCUGAUCCACCGGGGCACCAGUAACCGACUGCAGUUGUGUGAU